GCUCUAUAUUGUCACUGGUCUAUGUAAAGUCAAAAAAUGUCUAUUUGACGUGAUUUGCCGAUAAAAUUAUUUUAAAGAAAUAUUUUUACAAACAUGGGUGGUUCACAAAGUACUCGAAAAAUAAGUGUUGACAACGAAAAUGCCAUACAAGUGUCCCAAGAAGCCUUAGACCGAAUACAGGCUCAAUUGAGUGCUAGGCAAGCAGAGCAGCCACAGUCUGCGCCUCCACCACAAUACGCGCCACCUCCAUAUUACGACUCUCAGAAGCGGCAAAAUGAGAAUGCCGCCGAGGAGGCGUACUGGAAUCGCCGUAUAGACAACUUGAAGAGGGCACAUGAAAAAAUAACUACAGGCAUGAUUAUCGAGUACCAAAAGACAUUGAAAGAAGCCAAUGAUUUAUUUGAACUGGCACAGCAAGACAAAAUCACUAGUAAAUUACCACCUUGUCAGGAUGAAAAAGCAAAGGUACUGGAUUGCUACAGUGCAAAUGCGAAUAAGUCGCUGUUGUGCUCAGUAUUAGUGAAUCAAUUUAAUGACUGUGUUUGCAAGAGCAGAGUGGCGGCAGUGUCUGCAACAUCUUGAACAUAACACCAACUGUGUAAAUAAUAGCUGAAGGGAUACUGCGUAUAUUUUAUCAAUAACUUCAGGGAAUAUUGCAAUAUUUCCACCUGGAAGUAGAUUUAAUAAUAUUAUUCUGUACUAAUAAACUGUUAAUUUGAUAUUGAGUUGUUUUGAAUUGAAUUUUUU
Achroia grisella is the source of this 747-nucleotide messenger RNA. RefSeq lists its product as uncharacterized. Gene Ontology annotation, biological process: inner mitochondrial membrane organization. The record is from RefSeq and is a predicted model, not a curated record. Bases 94 to 582 code for a protein of 162 amino acids. NCBI's taxonomy places the organism in Eukaryota, Metazoa, Arthropoda, Insecta, Lepidoptera, Pyralidae. Gene Ontology annotation, cellular component: MICOS complex. The transcript has 3 exons.